AUGGAUAUCCACCACCACAACAGGCUGGAUAUCCAGGUUAUCCACCACAGCAACAGGGGCUAUCCACCACAGCAACAGGGCUAUCCACCACAGCAACAGGGCUAUCCAUCACAGCAACAGGGCUAUCCUCCACAACAAGGUUACCCACCUCAGCCAGGGUACCCGCCCCAGCCAGGGUACCCACCACAGCAAGGGUACCCACCACAGCAAGGCUAUCCUCCACAGCAAGUUUAUGCUCCGCAGCCUGGAUACCCUGUUCAACCUGGUUAUCCUGCCCAUGGACAUGGACACCAUCAUGGUCAUGCGUAUGCCCAGCCCGGGUAUGUGGCACAGCCUGGAGUGGUUUUUGCUGGUGGUAUGAUGAAGCAUGGCAAGAUGAAGCAUGGUAAGCAUAAGGGAUACAAGUACAAGGGUCAUAAACAUAAAGGGUUUAAAGGCAAAGGCUUCAAGAAGAUGGGCAAGAAGAUGAAGAAGAUGUUCAAGUAA
Molecule: messenger RNA, 486 nt
Organism: Peronospora belbahrii
Lineage: Eukaryota; Oomycota; Peronosporomycetes; Peronosporales; Peronosporaceae
Source: the annotation of a GenBank genome assembly